CACAAUCGGCUUCGUUCGGUGAUUUAUUGAACAUUUCCAAGAUGGCUGCGCCCGUGUGAAAAUGUGAAAAUAAAAUUUGGUUAAGAUUUUGCUUAAAUUCAGAGUCAUUCGGAACGGAAUCACCCUAAAACUGAUAUUGGCAUAUCAAUAGAAUAGAAAUUGAACAGAAAAGCCUACUUUCAAGAUGCAGCAUUCGAAGGUUUUCAUGAAAAAGACCAAGAGAGGGUCAAUUUUGAAAAUCGUACGGGAGCAUUAUCUCCGAGAUGAUAUCUGGUGCGGCUCUUCAAUGUGUAACAUUUGUUUACAUGAAUCAACGCCACUACAGGCCAACCCCAGUAGUGCAAGUAGUGUCUGCCAAUCACCGCAUUAUCUAAUUGUUGAUACUAAUGUGGUGCUUCACCAGAUGGAUGUUCUUGAUGAUGAACACAUCAGUAAUGUGAUUAUUCUCACCACAGUUCUGGAGGAAGUCAGGAGGAGAAGUACCCCUGCUUAUAAACGUAUAAAAGAUCUUAUCACAAACCCAGAGAAACACUUUUAUACAUUUGUCAAUGAGUUUCACAAAGACACCUAUGUUGAAAGGCAGCCCAAAGAGAGCUCAAAUGACCGUAAUGACAGAGCAAUCAGACAAACAGCAUCCUGGUACCAAAGUCACCUGAAUGAACUUGAGGACUGUAACACAAAGAUUGUGCUCAUCACAAAUGAUAGAGCAAACAAAGAGAAGGCCAAGGAAGAAGGCAUAACUGCAUUUACAGUGAGAGAAUAUGUGAAAGGACUUGGAAUCCCAGAGUUGCUUGACAGACUGGCCAAUCUGGACAAAGGCUCUCAGGCUCAUGCUGGAGACAACAUACAAUAUCCUGAACACAAGAGCUUGGCCGAAAUACAAAGAGGGGUGAAGUCUGGCCGCUACAAACAGGGGAAGUUCCAUCUAAGCAGAGAGAACUACUUAGAAGCAAAUGUAAUGGUGAAUGAUGAUGAUAAGGAUGACUCUAACUCCAUAUUCCUGCAAGGGGCCUAUAGUAUUAACAGGUCAGUGUCAGGUGACAUAGUUGCCGUGGAGAUGCUGCCAGAGGAGGAGUGGACGUGUCCCUCAUCUAUGAUGCUAGAAGAGGAGGAAGAAGAGGAGAAAGCAGAUGAGGAGAUUGGCACAGAGGAUGAUCUAUUGGAAAAAGAGUCAAAGGCCAAAGUUAGAAAGAAGAUAGGACCAAAACAACCAACUGGAAAGGUUGUAGGAAUCAUCAAAAGGAACUGGAGGCAAUAUUGCGGCAUCUUACAACCGUCAGUCUUAAAAAGAGCAACGAGACAUUUAGUGAUUCCUGCUGAGAAGAGAAUCCCAAAGAUUCGUAUAGAGACCAGACAAGCAGAGUCAUUGGUUGGCCAGAGGAUCAUUGUACAAAUAGACUCAUGGCCAAGGAAUUCAAGAUACCCCCAGGGUCACUUUGUGCGUAAGCUGGGAGCUAUUGGGGAUAAAGAGACAGAGAAUCAAGUUUUACUGCUGGAACAUGAUGUCCCUCAUUCCAAAUUCUCAGAGAAUGUAUUGCGAUGUCUUCCUAGUGUACCAUGGACCAUUACUGAACAGGAUUUGAAAUACAGGGAGGACUUGAGACAUAUCACAGUAUGCAGCGUUGACCCUCCUGGCUGCACAGAUAUUGAUGACGCCCUUCAUUGUAGGAAUCUGGACAAUGGAAACUUGGAGGUGGGUGUCCAUAUAGCUGAUGUGAGUCACUUUAUUCGUCCCAACACUGCCAUAGAUGAUGAGGCCUCAAAUAGAGGGACAACUGUAUACCUGGUAGACAAGAGAAUAGACAUGGUGCCAGAGCUGCUCAGUUCAAACUUGUGUUCAUUGAGAGAUGAUGGUGACAGACUGGCAUUCUCUGUGUUGUGGGAGAUGACAAAUGAUGCUAAGAUUGUUAAUACGAGGUUCACAAAGUCCUGCAUCAGAUCCAAGGCUUCUUUAACAUAUGCCCAGGCACAGCUGAUCAUAGAUGAAACAUCUAGGAAUGAUGAGCUAGCAACUAGUUUACGAGGAUUGAAUAGACUAGCAAAAAUACUGAAACAGGGCAGAAUAGAUAAAGGUGCUUUAGUCCUGGCAUCAACAGAGAUAAGAUUCCACAUUGACAGUGAAACACACGAUCCAAUAGAUGUCGAGACAAAACAACUCCGCGACACAAACUCCAUGGUUGAGGAGUUCAUGUUGUUAGCUAAUAUUUCUGUGGCAGAGAAAAUCAAAGAAGAUUUUCCUAAUUGUGCAGUACUGAGACGUCAUCCUUCCCCGCCUCCUUCUAACUUUGACCCUCUGAUCAAAGCUGCUCAAUCCAAGGGCUUCCAAAUGGACAUCAACUCAGGGAAGGCCCUCCAAGUUUCUCUGAAUGAAGCUGUCAUCCCUGACAACCCUUAUUUCAACACUAUGCUGCGUAUCCUCACUACAAGGUGUAUGAUGCAGGCCCUGUACUUCUGCAGUGGCAUGGUGCCCGAGUCUGACUUUGGGCAUUAUGGUCUCGCUGCUCCAAUCUAUACACAUUUUACAUCACCUAUUAGAAGAUAUUCUGAUAUCUUGGCACAUAGACUCUUGGCUGUGGCUAUAGGACAGGAUGCUUCAUAUGCGGAUCUCCUGAACAAAAAGAAAACACACUCCUGUUGCGACAAUCUCAAUUAUAGACAUAGAAUGGCUCAAUAUGCUGGUAGGGCCUCAGUGGCCUUACAUACACAGUUGUUCUUCAAGAAAAGGACGGUUGAUGAAGAAGCAUAUGUGCUGUUCGUAAGAAAGAACGCUGUUCAGGUUCUCAUACCCAAAUAUGGACUUGAAGGGACAUUGUACGUCAGUAAAUCAGGGGAGAAGAGCGAGUUUGAAUUCAAUGAGGAGAAUUUCACACAGACGGCUCAUGGUGUUACCCUUCAUACAUUUGACCCUCUCAUAGUUCAGCUCAGUAUUGAUGCUUCCAAUGUGCAACACCAAAAGCUAAGCAUCAAACUUGUGAAGCCAGUUAUUCCUGGCUUUAGUGUUGACCCUGCUCCCACAGAGAUGCAAGUAGAAGAUGGACCAAAACAAAAGAAACUGAAGAAAAUUUGAGUGCUAGGCAUACUUCAAACGUACUAUUUCCUCAAAAAACAAACUGCAUCCACUGGACCAUACAAUGUCUAAUGUCCAAUUAAACUGUCAUUACAAAUUAAGACAAAUUGGAAAAAUGGACAUUACAAUUUUCAUGUCACAUAUUGCUCUGAGAUGAAUAUUUCAGUUCUCUAAAUAAUAAAAGAUCUAAUUUUAUUAGAAAACUACAGCCUUAUAGUU
Molecule: messenger RNA, 3286 nt
Organism: Owenia fusiformis
Lineage: Eukaryota; Metazoa; Annelida; Polychaeta; Sabellida; Oweniidae
Source: the annotation of a GenBank genome assembly